Messenger RNA from Asparagus officinalis (garden asparagus), 2157 nucleotides. RefSeq lists its product as uncharacterized. Gene Ontology annotation, molecular function: zinc ion binding; nucleic acid binding. The record is from RefSeq and is a predicted model, not a curated record. The transcript is spliced from 3 exons. The coding region runs from base 1 to 2157 and encodes 718 amino acids. Lineage: Eukaryota; Viridiplantae; Streptophyta; Magnoliopsida; Asparagales; Asparagaceae.
AUGGUGGGUACUCGUAGUAAUGGUAACCCAUACAGUGGCAAUGGUCAGAUGCCUGAAGCAGAUCCGCAGCAGCUUUUAGCGAUGAUUCAAGGGCUGGUAACGAACCAGCAAUUCUUAGCUGGGCAUUUGCAGCAGGAGCCUCAGCACCAGCAUCCCCCUCGCUCGGAGCCUGGUGUUAGAGAGUUCCGGUAUAUGCGGCCUCCUUCCUUCUCCGGUGCUGAAGGACCUCUAGCAGCAGAAGAAUUCCUGAAGGUUACCGAGACUAUCCUUACGGUGACCCGCAUUGCCCCUGCAGAGUGGGUGGACCUUAUGGACGUCCAGCUCACUGAUACAGCUAGAAUCUGGUGGGCUGCUGAGAAGACACACCUAGAGAGGCCGAUUCUGUGGGAGACAUUCACGGAUCGCUUCAAUAUGAAGUAUUUCCCUCAGUCAGCCCGAGAUGAGCUCCUGCGUAGAUUUGUCGAGCUUAAGCAGGGGAGUCGAUCAGUCGACGAGUACGAGGCCGAGUUCUCUUCUUUGAGCCGAUAUGCUCCUCACUUAGUUACAGACCCUGCGAUUAGGAGGCAUCAGUUCCAGAAGGGCCUAGACAAGUACAUUAGGAUGGCUCUGGCAGGUAGAGCUUUGGCGACCCAUGAUGCGGUGCUGGAUGCAGCACGGGAGAUUGAGAGCGUGCAUAAGGAGCCUGAAGACUCCCACGUGAUUCAGAGCAGGACACCAGCAGCUCCGGCCCGGAAUGUUGAGCGUCCCCCUCCGAGACAGCAGCAGCAGGGUCCACAGAGGCAGCAGCACUCUCAGCGUCAGCCAUUCCCUCAGAGUCACCCUUAUCAGCGCCCGGGAGUGCAGACUCGCGGCCAACCUUCGGUGAGGUGUUCCUAUUGCAGCUACCCUGGUCAUACUCUGCAGGAUUGCCCCAGGCGUCUUCACCUAUGCUUUAGCUGUGGGUCCCCCGAUCAUAUCAGUCGAGACUGUCCUCAGAAACAGCAGGCCCGGUUGCCCACACCUCCAGUUCGAACAACUCUUCUAGCUCCGCCUCGACCAGCCCCGGCAGCACAGCCUCAGCACAGAUCCUAUCCUCGAGCAGGGCCUCUUCCUCCACAGCAGCAGCGUUAUCAGGAAGCACACCGGCAGCAACCUCAGCGACAGACGUUCAUGAUGUCAGCCGUAGAAGCUGAGGCGAACGAUCGAGUUAUCACUGGCAAGGUCCUUGUUUCUUCCGUUCCUGCUUUAUCACUCUUCGAUUCUGGAGCCUCCCAUUGUUUCUUGUCUCGUCGCUUUGCGAAUACCCACUCUCUUCCUAUAGCUCCUUUGACUACGGGCUGGAAUAUUAACACUGGCAGUGGUGUCUUAGUAGCAUCCAGUGGUUAUGAAGCAUGCCCUGUAGUCAUCUGCGGGAGGGAACUCUUCGCAGAUUUUCUGGUGAUAGAUUUGCCGAGCUUUGAUGCAGUUUUUGGGAUGGAUUGGUUGGGGUCGUUCUUUGCCACCAUUGAUUGUCGUCGUCGGAGCGUAGUAUUCGAGAUACCGGAUCAUCCGAGAUUUGAGUUCACUAGUGGUAGCACAUCGGCCGGACCUGUGGAGUUCAGAGCUAGACCGAAGAAGGCGACGUUAGCUGCGAUGCAAGUGGAAUCCGAGAAGCCAAUUGUAGUUCAGGAAUUUGAAGAUGUGUUUCCCGAUGAUAUUUACGGAUUACCACCGGAUCGAGCAAUUGAGUUUUCUAUAGAUUUGAAGCCUGGAACUGCUCCGAUCUCCAAGACUCCUUAUCGUAUGCCUCCGGCUGAGUUGGCCGAGCUUCGGACUCAGUUGGAUGAUCUUUUGCAGAGAGGCUUGAUACGACCUAGUGUAUCAGCCUGGGGAGCACCUGUGUUGCUUGUGGGUAAGAAGGAUGGAUCCAAGCGGAUGUGCAUCGACUAUCGGGAGUUGAAUGCUGUGACAGUGAAGAAUAAGUAUCCACUUCCCCAUAUCGAUGAUAUCUUUGAUCAAUUGGGAGGAUCGGGAGUAUUUUCUAAGCUGGAUUUGCGGAGCGGGUAUCACCAGGUGAAGCUCCAAUUUGAAUUCUGGUUCGAAUUUGGUUCAAACUGGUUCGAAAUUGACCCAAACUGGUCCAAUCUAACUCAAUCUGGUUCAAUCUGGCCUAUUCUGGCUCACUCUGGUCUGGUCUAG